This is a messenger RNA of Cucurbitaria berberidis CBS 394.84, 1300 nucleotides long. RefSeq lists its product as uncharacterized. NCBI's taxonomy places the organism in Eukaryota, Fungi, Ascomycota, Dothideomycetes, Pleosporales, Cucurbitariaceae. The record is from RefSeq and is a predicted model, not a curated record. Bases 453 to 1172 code for a protein of 239 amino acids. The transcript has a single exon.
UGCCCGGCUUCCAGCAGUCCAGCUCAAACAGGAUGCGCUCUUUCUCCAACGGCGUCCCUAGACGCAUCGAGCUAAGCACCCACUACACGCCCAAUCGCGGCACAUCGACACCACAGACGGCCCACUUCCCCUCAUACUCGACCUCUCCGCUUGUCACGCCACAAAGCUAUGCGAUGCCCCAAAUGAGCGCACCGCACCACCUUUCGUCGUUUUCCAGCUCGUACCUUCGUAACGACUCACAGCAGAAUGAGCAGUACUCCGGCGUCGGCUCCGUUCUUGGCGAGGUUAUCGACAACUCCAAUCAGGAGCACGGCGACCGCAACGACCAGUCCUAUUGAGCGGCUGUUUUGCGAAUUUUCAAAGUUUUAGCAGGCGUUUAAAGUGGCGGCGAUUGGGCGGCAAAAUUCUGGGUCUGGAAAGAUCGGUGGGCCAGUGGAAACUGGAGUGAUGACAUGACGGCUGUUCUGGAAUCUCGUUCUUGGAUACCAGUUUCGCUUAUACGACCCUUGGAGGCUAUUUCAUAUGUCCUCUUAUCACGAUGGCGUCAAGCGUCGAGCGUUGAGCCGCAGGCGAUUUACCCCUUGCUAUCUUUCAUUUCUGUAACAAGCUCGGUCUUUCGCGCUUUGUUCCUGGCCAGAAAGCCAUUAGCGCUGCUGGUAUACCCUUCUAUGUAUGUAUUGUUCGUGGCCAGUGCCAUUUUUUGCAACGCCUUUAUUCUCUUCGUGGUGGACAUGUUGGAUUUACUCUUUUUCGGAGCUGUACACACUUUUCGGUUCUCUCUUUUUCUCUUCACGACAAAUGACCAAAUUCUCAAACGACGUCACAACAUCGCGUCACAAAUACGAAAAAUCUUCACUGUAGAAACAUUUGGCAAAGAACGGCCGAUCAAUGCAGCACGAGUUAAUGAUACCCCACAUUUUUUCAAUACGUUCAAUACUUCCCGCACAGCGAUUUUCUCCCCGACCCGGUUGUACUUGCAUGUAGCCUGGCCAGCAGUAGUGGCAGCGGGUAUAACAGGCACGGCUAGGGGACUAUCGCUACGUACCCUCUAUACCCAAGCGACAGCGACCAGUGCGAAAGGAACCGCCCGACACUUGAGGCGACAUGGAGGCAUAGCUCACGAUGACCCAAGGGCAAGCGCGCUCAAGCACGCAAACAAGCUUCACCGAUAAAACGAAUGGACAGUGCUACAUUACCACCACCCAUCACGGCUUCGCAGCGGCCGUGAUCCGAAAAAUGAUGCAGCAUGCACGCCUUGGCAAAAAACCGCUGUGUGACAAGGCAACGGGUUACUAGCAGC